UUACGUACCUACAAGGGAACUGAUUAAUUUUUGAUUUAAUUUUAAUUUAAUGCAUACUAAUUGUACUUUCGCCUACUUAAGAUGUCCUCGAUCCAAACUCUUAAUCCUAUGUAAUAAUAAAGUUACUGUGUGUGUUUUACAUAUUACAUAGAAUACUUUAAAACUGCACCGUAGUUCUAAAGUUUUAAGAAAUGGAAGGUGGCGAGUGGAGAAAUAAUAUAAUAAAUCAGCUACGAGCUCGAAACAAAAGGGAAACUUUUGCGUUUCAGGAUAUUUUUACAUUUCAGAGCCGGUUAUUUGAUAAUGUAAACACACUUAAAAAUGAAAAUUUACAGCUGACUUUAGUCAAUGAGAGAAUAAGAUUUUCUAACACAGAAAGUGUGUCUUCUGGAGGAGGUGCUGUUAAUGAAAAGAUACAAGCCCUAGAACAAAAAAUUUUAAGCCAGCAAGAAGAGUUGACAUCAUUACACAGGAGACGAGGAGAGAGCUCGCAACAAAUAAUAAACUUAAAUGCUAAAGUACAUGAUUUAGAGAAGAACUUACAAGCUAAAGAUAUCAUAAUUUCAGAAAACACAGCUCUUAUUGCAUCACUUCGGGCUGAAAUUCAGAUGUAUGAAAAUAAUAUGACAGAGUUACAAGGACUUAAUCAGGUUUUAAGAGAUGAACAUCAAGCACUACAAAUAGCAUUUGCAGCUAUUGAAGACAAGUUACGGAAAGCUCAGGAUGAAAACCGUUCGCUAGUGGAGAGAUUGAUAAAGUACAAGGCGAAAGAUGCUGACAAAAUGAAUGAAGAAAACGAACAUUUUCUUAAGUCAAGCAACCCUACUGCGUUUUUGAUCAACACAUUUGGUAGAGUUAGUUUCGGAAAAAAGAGUGAUAAAGUUAAAAAAGAGCUGGAGGAAGCAGCAAGAGAAGGCGGGAGUAGAAGCAGUGGUUCUGGUGGUAGUGACGAUAAAAUUAUGGAUUCUCUGCCGUACUAUGCAACGUCUCUACCGAGUAAAGUUGCUUUGAGAUUUGAUGCUCAUGAUGGCGAAGUGAAUGCUGUUAAGUGGAGUCCAACUGAUAGAAUUGUUGCUACAGGCGGAGCUGACAGGAAAGUUAAAUUAUGGGAUGUGUCUAAGUUGGGUACAUCAGAAAACAGAGGUACUCUCGUCGGAUCAAAUGCUGGUGUGAUGUCAGUGGACUUCGAUUCAACUGGUGCCUUCAUUGUCGGAGCUUCGAAUGACUUCGCGAGUCGGGUGUGGACUGUUGGUGACCAACGAUUAAGGCAUACGUUAACUGGGCACAGUGGGAAAGUUAUGGCAGCCAAAUUCCUGGGAGAGCCUUCAAAAGUUAUCACCGGAAGUCAUGAUAGGACUUUGAAAAUAUGGGAUCUUAGGAGUAGGAUGUGCACAGAAACCAAAUUCGCGGGAUCAUCUUGCAAUGACCUCGUGACGUCAGACGGCGCCGGUUCGACCAUCAUUUCAGGACACUUCGAUAAGCGGAUACGAUUUUGGGACAUACGAACAGAAAUGUCAGCCAAUCACAUUGUGCUUCAGGGCAAAGUCACCUCACUCGAUCUCAGUAGAGAUAGUAAUUAUUUAUUAGCGUGCGUACGAGAUGACACAAUACAACUCAUAGACUUAAGAAUGAAUACUAUUGUGCGGUCCUUCAGCCACGAUUCUUUCAAAGUUGGUUGCGAUUGGUCGCGCGCCGCCUUCGGCCCGGGCGGGCGGCUUCUCGCGGUGGGCGCGGCGGACGGUGCCGCCUACGUAUGGAAUACACAUUCCGGCAAACUAGAAGCAGUACUCAAAGAUCACUCAACUGCCGUGACAGCCGUGUCGUGGCACCCGCAGUCGGGUCUCCUCGCAUCAGUGGAUCGCGCGAAGCGAGCCGUCAUUUGGGGUGAUUUGUGACAGGCAUGGGAUGCUCAGCCUCCGCAGAUUCCUAAACCCGAGACUCCAACAGCGGAAAGCGCUGACAGCGGUGAAAGCGGCGAGGUGAUUGAGUUUCUACGCGGCAUCACAACCGAUAUUCUUCAUAGACUUACGUAAAACACAGUGUUUACAGACAAGCAAGGCUUGUAUGGAAAUUUCUUAGUCUCGAAAUCUGUAUGAUUAGGCUCUUUUAUAAGUCACGUGAUUUGAUUGACUUCUUUUAUAACGAUGUGUCAAUAAUAUUAAAAGACAUCAGCUUCUAAUUCAUUUCAAAGGUCUUUUGAAAAUUAAAUUUUAAAUUGUUAAAUUAAAUUUUGUACGAAUUAAGAUAUGGAACAAAAUUAAUUACUAUAUAUAGAAGUACAUAAGUGUAACAUAUGUGUGUGCCGUUUAUUACGACCACACAUUUAAUUUACAUAUAUCACAACCGUAGAUUAAAAUGAAGCUAAAAUUAACGUGGAUGUUUUCCUAAAUCAUUUGUAACCUAAUUAAUAACGACUGUCAGGACAUCUGUAAAAUACAUAACUAAACUAUUACGAAAACAAACCCACGCGUUUGUGUUGGCUUUUUUGUGUGUUGGUAAAAAAUAAACAUAAAAAAAGACGAAGGAAACACGGUUGAUUAGAGCCUUAAGCAGUCUCCAGCUUUUUCAUUCGUGUAACAUGUACUAUUUAACGGAUAUCGAUCUUGCGAAUAAAAAACUAAAAAUUGUAUUUGUAAAUACUAAUUGGGUGCUAUGUUUAAGUCAUGUUUUUACGCGCGAUUGCACUACACGCUGUCUUCCGAAUUAUUUUCAUUCCUUAUUAACUGGGUGGUGUAAUUACUGUUUCUGAAGCCCUAGGUUGGGGCCUCACUGGGGGAACGUGAAAACAUUCUAUAGACUAUGAAUUUAGACUAUGUGUCGUUUAAUUUACAACAUUAUAAACAAUAGAUAAAUAAUAAUAUCACAGAAUCUGUGGGACUUUACUGUCGUCAGCAUGGCAUUCAACACACAUUGCUUGUAACUGUAAUAACUUAAAGUUCUAAGGGUUCGAUUUCUGGUAAAAUAAUUAAAAAUUAUCAGGUUGCUAUCAAGAGAAGGCUAACCUUGAGCGACCCUACAAAAAAUGACAAUAAAAGAAGCUCUAACAUUGGGUCGGCCGCUUUCUAUAAUCGAUCUUUAGUCUAAAACUGUUUGCAAUCUAGAUGUUCGCAAAUUAAGUUUGGUUAAAAUUCGAACUGUCGAAUUGAAAGAUAUUUUACAAAAACGAUCCAUCGAUCGGUUAUUGAAAAGUAAUUUAUGAGAAAUAAAUUGGAAUGUCAAUCUCUAGUAGUCAAACUUGGAUUGGGAUUGAGUACAGAAAGCGCCCGUUGGUGGACUUCAAACAAUUAUAAAAUCUUGUAACUUAAUGAUUCAUUCAUGUAUUAAGCUUUUGAAGCUUAAUACAUGAAUGGCUAUUUGAGUACCUCCCUGUGGUUACGCCACCUAUUGUUUACUUAAGUUUUAAUUAUAACAUUAUUUCUUGGAUCGUUUGGUUAAAAGGUUUUUUCUACAGUAUUUUUUUAUUAAUUCUGAAAAACUUCAUAAAUACGAGUGUUUAAGGUUCGCCAAAUAUAUACGGAAUUUUUUCAUACCGACUUAAAAUCAAAAUAUCAAAUUAUUCAGAAAGGAAACUGCAAUAUUCUAAGGUUUUGUCUUUAAAUUAGAGUAGUCUUGUCCUAGUGGCUUCAGCGAGC
This is a messenger RNA of Pieris rapae (cabbage white), 3632 nucleotides long. It is a transcript of the gene Atg16, whose product is annotated as autophagy-related protein 16-1. Bases 192 to 1895 code for a protein of 567 amino acids. Gene Ontology annotation, molecular function: protein binding. The transcript has 15 exons. Lineage: Eukaryota; Metazoa; Arthropoda; Insecta; Lepidoptera; Pieridae. The record is from RefSeq and is a predicted model, not a curated record. Gene Ontology annotation, cellular component: autophagosome membrane. Gene Ontology annotation, biological process: autophagosome assembly.